UUCAGAUUAUCAGGUCCAAUAAAACUCAAAUUCCACAGCCGAAAGUCAAACAGACUACUCGUCUGUAGUACUGCGCCAAAGAUCAAUAAAUGUGCCGACUCGAGGCUUUCUGCUACCAUCUUAUCUUCUCGCUAGUGGCCAGGGCCCGUGCAUCUCCACUUCUCCACAGGCAGCUUCCACCUGGGCAGCAAUGGAGGAGAGCAUGAACAGCAGCGGCAGCAACGGAGUGCGGAUGUGCGUCACCGGAGGCGCCGGGUUCAUCGCCUCCUGGCUCGUUAAGAAGCUCCUCGAGAGAGGCUACACCGUCCACGCCACCCUCCGGGACACCGGCGACGAGGAGAAGGUGGGGCUGCUGCGGCGGCUCGUCCCCGGCGCGGCGGAGUCGGGGCGGCUGGUGCUGUUCGAGGCCGACCUCUACGACGCCGCCACGUUCGCGCCGGCCAUCGCGGGGUGCCGGUUCGUCUUCCUCGUCGCCACGCCGUUCCAGCACGACGCCACCAGCACCAAGCACAAGAGCACGGCGGAGGCGGCUCUGGACGCGGCGCGGGUGAUCCUUCGGCAGUGCGCCGCCUCCAGGACGGUGAGGCGCGUGAUCCACACCGGCACCAUGGGGGCGUGCUCGCCGCUCAGGGAGGACUCCGCCGGGUUCAAGGACGCCAUCGACGAAUCCUGCUGGACGCCGCUCGACGUCGACUACCCUCUCCGGAACGCGCAAUUCCAUGAGUACAUCCUGUCGAAGCUGGUGUCGGAGCAGGAGCUGCUGGCCUACAACGCCGGCGAGAGCCCGGCGUUCGAGGUGGUCACCGUGCCCUGCCCCGUCGUGGCCGGCGACACGCUGCAGGGCCGCAACUCGGAGUCCCUGGAGUGCGCCGCGUCGCCGGUGACCCGGGACGAGCGCCGCUUCGGGGACCUCAGGAUGCUGCAGCGGCUGAUGGGGUCGGUGCCGCUGGCGCACGUGGACGACGUCUGCGACGCGCUCGUCUUCUGCAUGGAGCGCCCGUCCAUGGCUGGCCGGUUCCUCUGCGCCGCCGCAUACCCGACUGUCGCCGACAUCGUCGAUCACUUCGCCGCCAAGUAUCCUCACCUCGACCUCCUGAAAGAGACUGAGCUUGGGUUGCUGAGCGUUCAAGCUCACAGCGACAAGCUGGGCGAGCUGGGGUUCAGAUACAAGUACGGGAUGGAGGAGAUACUGGACGGCAGCAUCGACUGCGCCGUGAGAUUUGGCAGCCUCGAUGCGUCCAAGCUCAUCGUGCAAGGAUGACAACAAAUCAGGCAGUGACAUCUACCGAUACAGCAGAUAUAUGUGAUACAUCCGAAAAAUAAUUCCACUGUUAUGAAGCCUCGAACCAGGGCAGCCUGGGCUUGUGAAAUCUUGCUCUACGGCAUCUCCGGGUACAGGGUCCAGCAUGCAGUGCUGUAAUGCGAUGCGACCACACCAACCUGAAACUGCACUUUCAAAACCAAACAUUGAUACAGAGGGAUGUAAAUGGACAGACUUUUUACUGUUUCUAUCAAUUUUCAUCUUCAG
Messenger RNA from Panicum hallii, 1528 nucleotides. Its product is annotated as putative anthocyanidin reductase. The coding region runs from base 191 to 1261 and encodes 356 amino acids. The transcript is spliced from 5 exons. The record is from RefSeq and is a predicted model, not a curated record. Gene Ontology annotation, molecular function: oxidoreductase activity, acting on the CH-OH group of donors, NAD or NADP as acceptor. Lineage: Eukaryota; Viridiplantae; Streptophyta; Magnoliopsida; Poales; Poaceae.